Molecule: messenger RNA, 3483 nt
Organism: Ambispora leptoticha
Lineage: Eukaryota; Fungi; Glomeromycota; Glomeromycetes; Archaeosporales; Ambisporaceae
Source: the annotation of a GenBank genome assembly
AUGGGUAUCGUUAGCAGCAUCCCGGAUGAACACCCGACAUUGUACAUAAAAAAUCCAGACCGAUUUCAAAUCACAGAGAUAGUAGUAUCAAAUUCCGCCCACGAUCCUUAUAUAACAUUUCCCGCCUUAUCGAAUCGGAUAGCAGCCAUACCACAGACAAUAGAUCUUUUAGAGUUUACGCAAGACCCAGAGCUUCAAUCAAUAUCACCGAAUAAAUUUUUAUUAAAGUUGUUGAAAGAUAAAAACUUCAAGCUGAAAUUCAAAUUUCGUGUUGGUGGAAAUUCCACAAAUACCGAAGAGUUGAAAGGUUUAACUUUUAUUAAUGCAGCAAACGAAAAAGAGUUGGCGAGAAUACUGACUGUUGAGUUCAAUGUCGAUCCUAAUCUACACAGACAUGCGAAUGUAGCACUUUUAGGCGACUUCACUCCAAAAUCGGAAGACAUUGAGUGGACAUGGAAAUGGGUCCCUCCGAGUUUAAUGGAUGAAGCUCAUCAUGGUUGGCGUAAUCAUUGUUGUUUUGCCGAAUAUAAUAAAAAAGAGCAUACUUUUCAAGUCCUUGGAUCUUUUACAUUUUGGGUAGCUGCAUCCUCAUCAUCAUCUCCUGUGCAAUUUCUUCCUUCGUCAAGUUCUGAUCCCAAUCUUCCACCACCAACCAUCAACAUUUCGGCCGCAUCAUCAUCAAUAUCUAGUGUUGGAGUAGGAGGAAGGCGAAUGUCUGAUGACUCUAAUCAGCAUGAACCUGAAGAUGGUCCUCUCUUUCGGGCGACACUUUCCGAGUAUGAAAAGAAAACAGGCUCUCUCAAGCAUCAUGUAAAGAGAGUUUUAAAGACAGCCGCCGGCUCUCAUGAAGCCAUAUUAUAUAGUCAUAAAGCCGAUGAAGAUUUUUUGAAUGCACUUCGAGCAGCUGCUGUCGCACAUCCUCAGGCAUUCCAGCCACUUCUAGAUAAUUAUUUUGAAGAAGCAUCAAAGAAAAUAUCCACUUUCAAGGAAAACAUGGCACAUCAAAUGCAAUCUCUUCUUCUGGAACCCGUUCGAAGGCUGUAUGAAAACGACGUAAAAGUCGCCGAUACCAAGAAAAAGGAAUUCGAGGAAGAAUCUCGUGAUUAUUACCAGUUUUUAUCGAAAUACUUGUCAUUAAAAGUGGACUCGGCGAAAGAAAAGAAAAAACUCGAAUCCGAUUCAAAGUAUCAGAAUAAACGAAAAACGUUCGAGCUGAAACGAUUCGAUUAUUAUGCGUAUAUGCAAGACUUGCAUGGUGGAAGAAAAGACCAAGAAAUAUUGUAUCAUUUGACCAACUUUGCGGAAAAGCAGUACGUUUGUUAUCAGCAAACAGCAGCAAAUAUCCAAUAUCUCAAGCCAGGACUUGACAAAGUGGCGGCUGCUGUCGCAGAAGCUGCAAAAGAAAUAAAUCUGAUGCGAAAAGAAAGAGAAGAAAGAAGGAGGACACUUGAAACACGAGCAUUAGCGGUCAAUCCAUUUCCAACAGAACCAUUUAAUGAAGGAGACAGCACAAAUCAAAGUAUAGGAAGCACAUCAACGGGCGAUGCUGCAAGUGAUGACUAUUCGGCAAGUACGGUUGGAUCGCCAAUAACAGCGCAAAAUCGAUUUAAAGGUAUACGUGAUAUGGAACAUCACGAUACUGAGAAUGCAUUAUUGGCUGGCAGAAAGAAAGAAGGUUUCUUAUUUGCUACUUCCCGUGUGACACAUCAUGGUGCGGUCGAUCAGUUAACUUUGACAAAUUGGCAUAAGUAUUGGUGCGUAUUGGCAGGAGGGCAACUUUGUGAAUACAGUAAUUGGAAAAAACAACUUGAGACACAUAACGAGCCAAUUAAUCUACGAUUUGCCACAGUUCGAGAAGCUCGUGGCAUAGAUCGUCGAUUUUGUUUUGAAGUAAUCACACCUCAGUAUCGACGAAUUUACCAAGCAACUUCAGCAGAAGACAUGAACUCUUGGGUGACAGUAAUUUCAAAUGCCAUCGAAAGUCUCUUGAACGGCACAAGUAGUUGUCGCAAUUUAGGUCAGCUGUUAGCGCAAGAAGAUCAUAAUCUGAGAUCCGGUGAUUCCGUGAAAAAACCACUUAAACGAACAGGAACAUUAACAAGUUUAACGGAUAAAAAAAGGUUUGAACAAAGAAAAACGCGCUCGCUUGCCGCAAAACCUGACGACACUCAUUUAUCAAAUCACAGGAUUCCUCAGGACGGUGGUAAUGGCGGUGCCGAUCCUGCGAUUAUUACGGGAAAAAUUAUCGAUAUUAUCAAAAAUGCUGAUAGCUCAAAUUCAAUUUGUGCCGAUUGUGGUGCCCGCAAGACAGAAUGGUGUUCAAUUAAUUUAGGCGUUAUAUUAUGUAUCGAAUGUUCCGGCAUUCACCGUAGUCUUGGAACACACAUAUCCAAAGUAAGAUCGUUGACACUGGAUACGAUAUCUUAUACACCUGAUUUAAUAGAACAAAUAAAAAUGCUUGGCAAUGCUCGAUCAAAUGCUAUUUGGGAGGCUAAACUUUUAGCUGAAGUAAAAUCGAGCUCUGCAGAAACUAGACAAAAUUCUUCGGAUAACAAGUUGAAUUCAUCACAGAUGAAUUCCAUUAUACCACCAGACCAAUCAUCUUCGACACCACCUAAGGCGGAUGCGGCACCCUUACCACCUCCAAAAGUCGAUGAUAAAUCUCUACUAGGCACAUCACCAGAUGCAGAUUGGGUAGACAUUAUAAAUAUGAUUAACCCAUCCUCAUCUAGUAUUACUACUAUUAGUCCUUCUACAAAGAAACUUCCACCCGUUCCUAAACCUUCCAGCAGUGAUUCUCGUGCAAUCAAACAAAAAUUCAUCAUAGCCAAAUAUGUAGAACGUGCUUAUGUGGAUUUUUCACAAGUUGAUGAAGAUAGGACCGCAACAGAUUUAUUAUUUGAAGCGGUAAAGAAUAAUGAUGUUCCGGGCGCGAUGCAAGCGAUCGCAUUACGAGCGGAUGUGAAUGCUGCUCGACGAUUUGAGGUAGAGAAUGAUCAUGGCUUAAAAACACCGCUAUUAUUAGCAUUACUGCAUAUCAAGAAUCCGACAUACUCGGAGAAAGGCACAAAACAAUUAUUCCCUAUGGCGGAAUUAUUGUUACAGAACGGAGCAUUAGUAGAAAGGACAUUGGUUGAUGAACUUGAAGAUAUUCUCAGUAGUAGUAGUUCAAAAAAUUUAUCACGCUCCGCUUCUACAAAAAGUGCAGGUGCAUGGGCUGCAGAGGUGGUUGGGGAUCUUAAACGAAAUGGGAGAACCAUACUGGAGAUUGUGUACGCUAGUGGCAACGAGGCGGCCGUUAAAUAUCUUUUGCCAAAAGCUGUCGCACGGGGCACAUCUUCACCUACUCCGGGUCACAAUGAAAAUGGAUCAACACAGACCACGAGCACAGGUGGAGUAGUUGGUGGAACAGCUUUAGAGAAAAAGACAACACAGAAUUUAGGACGAUCUCUGUCAAUGUCAGUUCGAAAUGCUCUUACAUGA